This is a messenger RNA of Sphaeramia orbicularis (orbiculate cardinalfish), 1854 nucleotides long. RefSeq names its product Kruppel like factor 4 (gene klf4). The record is from RefSeq and is a predicted model, not a curated record. The transcript is spliced from 6 exons. Gene Ontology annotation, biological process: regulation of transcription by RNA polymerase II. The coding region runs from base 359 to 1708 and encodes 449 amino acids. Gene Ontology annotation, molecular function: DNA-binding transcription factor activity, RNA polymerase II-specific; RNA polymerase II cis-regulatory region sequence-specific DNA binding. NCBI's taxonomy places the organism in Eukaryota, Metazoa, Chordata, Actinopteri, Kurtiformes, Apogonidae.
UAGCUCGCAAGCUCUGAGCAAACACUGCCUGGGACCAGUUCAAACUCCACAUCUUAAUGUUCCCAGCUAAGGGAUACCUCUGAGGCGGUGCUCUCACUCACUUCAGCCUGCCGGUCUCUGCAUGGCAACAGGCGCGAGGGAUUCCCCCCCGUGCGACGCCACUCUGUCUUCCCCUCCAGACCUGUUUCCACUUUUCACUGAGUGACCGUGGAGUCGGCGCGCCCAGCCCAUCAGCGCCGGCAUGUUUGGGAACGCAGUAUAGCACGGACAGAAACUUCAACCAAACGGAACAUUUAAGCAAACACAACCGUUCCUAUCACGGAGCGAUCGACAGGACUCCACAUCUAUAUUUUCAUUGAUGAGGCAGCCUCCAAAUGACGUCGAGAUGGCAUUAGGUGGGACGCUUCUGCCAUCCAUAUCCACGUUUGCCAGCGGCCCCACUGUCAAGAGUGAACCCAUAGGAAGUGCCAAUUUAAGAUGGAAGGAGGAGUUGUCCCGUCUUAAGAGACCCAGUGUGCCAACCGGAAGCAGCUGCUCCGACCCCGACCAUCCCACUGCCACCAGUGCAACAAGCCCCAGCAUGUCCAAGAAGGACACAGAGCCAGACCUGGACUUAGAUUAUGAUUUCAUCCUGUCUAAUUCCAUGCUGCAGCAACAACAACAGCAACAACAACAACAACAGCAGCAGCAGGAGGAAGCCAUGGCGUGCAGCUCUACCCAGGCCCUGUCUCCUUCACCUGGAUCCUUCUCGUCUUCUUACCCUCUUCCCUCCCCCCAGGGCACGGCCAGCGAGCUACUAUACACCAUUCCAGAUAUCAAUGAUGUCUCACCGUCUGGGGGCUUUGUUGCCGAGCUCAUGAGACCUGAACUGGACCCGGCGUACCUCCACCCCACCAGCCUCCAUGGCAAGUUUGUGGUGAAGACAACAAUGGACAUGGGAGAGUACAACCAAACAGUGAGUGUGAGCAAGGCCUGUGUUAGCGCCGGUUCAGACCCGGCUCCUUUACGCGUCUCCCCUUCCUUCACAUGCCACCGGAUAAAGCAAGAGAACCCCAGUAACUGCACCAUCUCGCAGCCCAUGGACCUACACCUGGCGGGGGUGGUAAACUCCCAGAGCAGGGGCACCCAGCAGCGGCCUGGUCACUUAGAUCUACACGGCUUCACCGGUGGCGGAGGGCGGGCUAUGACUGGGAGCAGGUUAUCCUCGUCCUCUUCGCUCUCCCCAGAUCACCCUCUGGGUCGGGAGCAUCAGGUGUUGGGUCAUCCCCACUCUCAGAUCCCUUUACCUCCACAGGGAUACCACCACAGCCCCCCGCAAGGAUACACCUCCUACCCUCAGCCGUCCUCUUUACCGUACCAAGAGCCACUCAUGAUCUCCAGUGGGGAGUGCUUGCCGGAGGAACCGAAGCCUAAACGUGGCAGGCGCUCCUGGCCCAGGAAGAGGAUCGCAACACACACAUGUGACUACAUCGGCUGUGGGAAAACGUACACAAAGAGCUCCCACCUUAAAGCUCAUCACCGCACACACACAGGGGAGAAGCCUUACCACUGCGACUGGGAGGGCUGUGGCUGGAAGUUUGCACGUUCGGAUGAGCUCACACGCCACUACAGGAAGCACACGGGACACCGGCCCUUUCAGUGUCAGAAAUGUGACCGGGCCUUCUCCAGGUCCGACCACCUGGCUCUCCACAUGAAGAGGCACUUAUGAGACCGACUGGAUGGUGGAUGAAGGCUACAAAUAAUAUAUUAAACAUGUUAGCAAAACAAACUUGUGAACUACACUUUUCAGAAACCAAAAACAUGCCUUCAUGCCGUCGUCAAGCAGCAAGACAAGCUGUGGUGUUCACAGCUAAA